AUACGCACCUAUGCUGUGAUUCCUCUCAACGAGGAGUGUGGCAUCAUCGAAUGGGUCAACAACACUGCUGGACUGCGGCACAUCCUGACCAAGCUCUACAAAGAGAGAGGUAUCCACCUGUCGGGUAAAGAGCUGAGGAAGCUCAUUCUACCAAAGACGGCUCCUUUUGAGGAGAAACUACGAAUCCACAAGGAGGUGCUGUGUGCCCGACAUCACCCUGUCUUCUAUGAGUGGUUCCUCCGAACAUUCCCUGAUCCAACAUCCUGGUACAGCAGUCGCUCUGCAUACUGCCGCUCCACUGCUGUGAUGUCCAUGGUGGGCUACAUCCUGGGUCUGGGAGAUCGCCACGGAGAAAACAUCCUUUUUGACUCAUUCACUGGAGAUUGUGUUCACGUUGACUUCAACUGCCUCUUCAACAAGGGGGAGACGUUUGACAUGCCUGAGGUGGUUCCUUUUCGCCUGACUCAAAACAUGGUACAUGCCAUGGGGCCCAUGGGCACUGAGGGCCUGUUUAGGCAGGCAUGUGAGGUCACACUAAGACUAAUGAGAGACCAGAGAGAGCCACUCAUGAGUGUGCUUAAAACCUUCCUUCAUGACCCUCUGGUUGAGUGGAGCAAACAAGGCAAAGGACUAUCGAAGACUCCAGCCAAUGAGACGGGAGAGAUACUUAAUGAAAAGGCGAAAACACACGUGUGUGACAUUGAUCAGCGCCUCCAGGGGGUAAUAAAGAGCAGGAACAAAGUGCUGGGUCUGCCUCUGUCAAUAGAGGGACACGUGCACUACCUCAUCCAAGAAGCCACAGAUGAAAAGCUGCUCUGUCAGAUGUAUCUGGGCUGGGGUCCAUACCUGUAA
Nematolebias whitei (Rio pearlfish) is the source of this 852-nucleotide messenger RNA. Its product is annotated as serine/threonine-protein kinase ATR. Gene Ontology annotation, cellular component: nucleus. NCBI's taxonomy places the organism in Eukaryota, Metazoa, Chordata, Actinopteri, Cyprinodontiformes, Rivulidae. Gene Ontology annotation, molecular function: protein binding; protein serine/threonine kinase activity. Gene Ontology annotation, biological process: telomere maintenance; protein phosphorylation; DNA damage checkpoint signaling. The transcript is spliced from 6 exons. The annotation marks the transcript as partial. The record is from RefSeq and is a predicted model, not a curated record.